AUGGACAUCAUGGCACACCAGCGGAGAUUGGCAGACGAAAAGGCGAGGAGCGAAAAGUUCUCGACCACGGCAGGAUUCGAACCUGCAAUCUUCUGCUCCGUAGGCAGACGCGUUAUCCAUUGCGCCACGCGGCCUACUGUGGAUGGACAUCAUGGCACACCAGCGGAGAUUGGCAGACGAAAAGGCGAGGAGCGAAAAGUUCUCGACCACGGCAGGAUUCGAACCUGCAAUCUUCUGCUCCGUAGGCAGACGCGUUAUCCAUUGCGCCACGCGGCCCAAUGUAAGAACAUUGAAUAUGCUUGCUUAACUAGUACAUGUCAUGGCACACCAGCGGAGAUUGGCAGACCAAAAGGCGUGGAGCGAAAAGUUCUCGACCACGGCAGGAUUCGAACCUGCAAUCUUCUGCUCCGUAGGCAGACUCGUUAUCCAUUGCGCCACGCGGCCUGCUGUGCAUGGAUAUCGUGGCACUCCAACGGUGAUUAG
Necator americanus (New World hookworm) is the source of this 483-nucleotide messenger RNA. RefSeq lists its product as uncharacterized. The record is from RefSeq and is a predicted model, not a curated record. NCBI's taxonomy places the organism in Eukaryota, Metazoa, Nematoda, Chromadorea, Rhabditida, Ancylostomatidae. The transcript has a single exon. Bases 1 to 483 code for a protein of 160 amino acids.